Messenger RNA from Tuber aestivum (summer truffle), 1200 nucleotides. The record is from the annotation of a GenBank genome assembly. NCBI's taxonomy places the organism in Eukaryota, Fungi, Ascomycota, Pezizomycetes, Pezizales, Tuberaceae.
AACAAAACUAUUUAAAUGAUUCAUUAUGGAUUUAGAGGAUGCUUGAAAGACUUUGGGUUGUACCUAAGGCAAAUGGAAGUCAUACAAAAUGGUAGCAUUUAUAAAUUGUUAUUUUCCAUCUCUACUUUUAUAUUUUUUUUUAAUUGGAGGCUUUUUUUUUUUUUCAUGGUCAAGGCUACCAUGCUAUGGUGGUGUGGUUGCCGAGAAUCGUACGAGAAUCCAUAGACACACCUGUAUCGUACGGUACUCACCAGGAGUCGCUUCGCGGCCUCCAAAGCGGUGGGUGCCUUGGCAUGGAGCAUACCAUUAUCUUGCUAAAAGUGAAAGCAAUGAAAGAGGGCAAGGACGAUGCGAACCCCUCCUCACAAAACCCUGCCCCCUCCCCACUCCUCAAUCCCAUCCCAUCCGCUGUCUGUCCUAAAGCCCACCAUAAAACGCCUGCGGAACUUCCCCCCAACCAAUGCUAUCAUGAGAGCCUACGAAUACGAUAAUAUCACGGUUAGUUUCACCCUUGCGAAGGAAUGAGGUAAAGGCAAUCUGUGGAGUAAGGCAAACUCAACUAAUUACGCUUGCUCCUUGCAGGGCGAUCAACGCGAGGAUCACGACUCAGGAGCCGUCAUUUCCGGAGCUGCCCUCAAUCAGAUUGGUGUAUUGACCCACCAUUUCGACUCGGUCGAUGACGUGAACGCUCUUGCCACUGAGCGUGGCUAUAAGAACCGGGAUGAGGUCACAAUAUCCCCGAGUGCCUUAGGUGAUCUCUACGAAGGCAAAGUGAAGACCUUUUUCCACGAGCACCUACACGAGGAUGAGGAAAUAAGAUAUGUCCUGGACGGCCACGGUUUCUUUGAUGUUCGAUCCAAGGAUGACUGCUGGGUGAGGAUCAGUGUGUCCAAAGGGGAUUUGAUAAUCCUCCCAGCAGGAAUCUACCAUCGGUUCACGACUGAUAAAAAUAAUGUAUGGCCUCACCAUUCUAACAAGCUGUUGGUUCUUGAGGUCCACCGACGUUAAUGAGCAUACAGUAUAUCAAAGCGAUGCGACUAUUCCAGGAGGAGGUAGGUUCCUCCCAUCCCCCAUCCUUCACCCCCUUCCCAUCAUGUUAACAAGGAAAUUUAGCCCAAGUGGACUCCUUUGAACCGAGAUCCCCAGGUCGACGAGAACGCGUACCGAACGACGUACUUGAAAUCACUUUCCGUAGCUUAG